AUGAGGGAGAAAGAUAUCGAGAAAACGGCUUUCGCCAUCAACAACGGGAAAUAUGAGUUCACUCGAAUGCCGUUCGGCUUGAAGAACGCUCCUGCGAUCUUCCAGCGGGCAAUUGACGACGUGCUAAGAGAUCACAUAGGGAAAAUAUGCUAUGUGUACAUCGAUGACGUCAUCCUACGUUUCAGACUACUACUGCUACUAUGUAUUCAACCAGACCAACUUCAAUCGACACAAGAUGUGACACUCGACUUACGGGACGUAGGACGUCAACCAGUCGUGAUCUUCGAUCAAGGCGAGGCACGGAUCAAACUUGACCACACAUAUUACAUUCAUCACUUCAAUCUAACGACUAUUAGAAUGCAAGUAAAAAGCCUUAGAGAUCAGUUUGAAAACUUUAGCAGAAAUCAAUUUUCCGACUUAAUAAUAGAAAAAUUUAACGAAAUAGAUUUUGCAUUAAAAAGCAUAGACCCUAUCAGACGUCAUAAACGUUGGGAUAGCUUAGGCACAGUUUGGAAAUUUAUAGCUGGCAGUCCAGAUGCCAAUGAUUUGAGAAUCAUCAAUUCGACCAUAAAUAAUUUAAUUAUGAACAAUAAUGAGCAGAUCAGGAUUAACCGUGAGAUAAACCUACAAUUGAAGGAAGCAAUGUUUGAAACGAAAAAUGCAACCAAUCUGUUUAACACAAGAUCAGCCGAAACUUAUUCCACUAAGAUUUUUUUUCAUUUAAACUACUUAUCAAAGAAAUUGAACCAGAUAAUUGAUACAAUCUUGUUAGCUAAAUUAGGAAUAGUAAACGAAAAAAUUCUGAGCCAACGUGAAAUUGAUAUUUUAAUCAAUGAUUUAGCUAGGGAAAAUAUAACGGUUCAUACUGCUCUGGAGGGAAUGAAUUAUGCGACGACAUCAGUGGCAACGAACAGUUUGGAAAUUGCACUCAUAAUAAAAAUGCCAAAACUCGACCCGAGAAUAUUCAACAAAAUACGUCUAUACCCAAUCAUUCACAAAAAUAAGCAAAUUCAUAUAGAUCAUCGAUUUUAUCUAACUCACAAAGACGAGAUUUACUCCAUAAACUCAGUCGAACCUACUAUAUUCGACGCAAACGAAAUCAAAUUGGACAAUUCAACCUGCAUACCGCAGCUAUUGAAAGGAGAACAGGCAACUUGUAAUUUUACCACCAACCCAGUUGAAGAAGAAGUUAUUUUUCUAGACAACCAACACUUGUUCAUAAACACUAUGAAAAAUUUCACCCUUUCAUCAAAUUGUGGCCUAACAAACAGAAACCUGACCGGAGCAUUCAUCGUUUUCUUCAGAAAUUGUCAGUUAUACAUCAAUAAUGUUUUAUAUAGCUCAAGAGUGAAAACCUUACCGGGAAACCCAAUACAACUACCCCUAGACGGAAUCGAUGUGAAUAUGCAUCAAGAGAUUCUAAACAUCAGCCUGGACCAUUUACAUAAACUCCAUCUGGAAACGAGGAAGGAGCUGGAUGUUAUCCGGCUAUCAACGAACAGUAUAAAGUGGCCAACAUUAUCCAUUUUCGGGGGAAUUAUGUCCCUACUUAGCUUAAUCGGUAUAGCAUUUCUCCUUAGAUUUCUCAUCCAUAGAUCAGCUACCAUAAACAUACAACCUGCAACCAGGACCACAACAGUCGAAGAUCCAAGAAGUGAUUCGUACGGAACCUCAUCUCUCAGGAAGGACGAGUUAACGAUGAAGCCACGCGACUCAGGUGCUGACGUCGAAGUUCCUCGAGACAACCGGCAAACAUCGCAAUCGCCAAGCUAG
Topomyia yanbarensis is the source of this 1773-nucleotide messenger RNA. RefSeq lists its product as uncharacterized. The record is from RefSeq and is a predicted model, not a curated record. The transcript has 3 exons. Lineage: Eukaryota; Metazoa; Arthropoda; Insecta; Diptera; Culicidae. Bases 1 to 1773 code for a protein of 590 amino acids.